This is a messenger RNA of Bacidia gigantensis, 3393 nucleotides long. RefSeq lists its product as uncharacterized. The coding region runs from base 1 to 3393 and encodes 1130 amino acids. Gene Ontology annotation, cellular component: plasma membrane. NCBI's taxonomy places the organism in Eukaryota, Fungi, Ascomycota, Lecanoromycetes, Lecanorales, Ramalinaceae. Gene Ontology annotation, molecular function: sodium:proton antiporter activity. The record is from RefSeq and is a predicted model, not a curated record. The transcript has a single exon. Gene Ontology annotation, biological process: regulation of membrane potential; sodium ion export across plasma membrane; intracellular potassium ion homeostasis.
AUGUGGGAUCAGCUUUCAGUCAACAAGCCCCACUAUGCCUACCUCAUUCUUGGGGGCUUCACGUCCCUCUUCAUGUUGGUCUCCCUCUUCGUCAAAGAGAAAAUGUACAUUGGCGAAGCCACCGUGGCGACCCUCGUUGGCGUCAUCUUCGGGCCCCAUGCCGCCAACAUCUUCGACCCCUCCACAUGGGGCAACGUGGAUCAGAUCACGCUCGAAUGCUCGCGGGUGGUUCUCGUCGUACAAUGUUUCGCCGUUGGGGUCGAAUUGCCAAAAGCGUAUAUGGAGAGGCAUUGGCGGUCGGUCGUGUUCUUGCUCGUGCCGGUGAUGACCUAUGGAUGGCUGGCGACGAGUUUGUUUAUUUGGUGGCUGAUUGAGCCGUUGACGUGGCUGGAGAGUCUGAUGAUUGCGGCGUGUGUGACUGCGACGGACCCGGUGCUUGCGAGUUCGGUGGUUGGGAAAGGGAAGUUCGCGAAGAGGGUGCCGAAGCAUUUGAGAGAUGUGCUAUCGGCGGAGUCAGGGUGUAAUGAUGGUAUGGCUUUCCCCUUCAUUUAUCUGAGCUACUAUUUGAUUCAUUAUCGUCCGGACGCGGGAAAAGUUGCUCAGCACUGGUUGUGCAAUACCGUGCUUUACGAGUGCAUUUGGGGUGCGACGUAUGGGGUCUUGAUUGGGUAUGCGGGCAGGCAUGCGAUCAAGUGGGCAGACCGGCAUAAUCUAGUCGAUAGGGAGAGCUUCUUGGUAUUCUACUUCGUAUUGGCCCUGUUUUGUGCUGGUACCGGUGCUACUCUAGGAACAGAUGAUCUGCUCGUGGGCUUUGCUGCUGGAGUCGGAUUCAGUAAUGACGGAUGGUUUACGCAAAAGACCGAGGAAUCGCACGUGUCGAACGUCAUCGAUUUGUUACUCAACUUGGCAUAUUUCGUCUACCUGGGGUCGAUUAUUCCUUGGGCGCAGUAUAAUAAUGCCAUCUUAGGAAUAACCCCGUGGCGACUCGUUUGUAUCGCACUCCUGGUGAUCUUUUUCCGCCGCAUACCCAUAAUGCUGGCACUUAAACCAAUCAUACCAGAUGUCAAAACCUGGCGAGAGGCGCUUUUUGCUGGACAUUUCGGUCCAAUCGGCGUCGGUGCCAUUUUUGCUUGUUUACUGGCCAGGGCUGAGCUUUCCACCGACGGCACAGAUCCACUUCCAAUCAAUGAACUGCCUACUGAUCCUCACGCUCACAAUUAUGCUGUCAUACAACUCAUCUGGCCGAUAACGACGUUUUUGGUUAUGACUUCUAUUUUAGUACACGGCUCUUCUAUCGCAGUCUUUACUCUUGGGAAGCGCAUCAAUCAAUUUACAUUGACAAUGUCCUAUACACAAGCCAACGAAGAAGGUCCAACCUGGAUGAACAGAUUACCACGUAUGGCCUCUACUGCAAAAAGCUCUGCAUCCAAGAAUAAAGAUGACUACAGCGCGGCCUCAUCUACUGAGAAACUGGAUCCGCCUGAAUAUCCACCUGGAACCUUGCCCCCCAUAGGUCUUCCCAAUAAUUUUCUUCGACGUCAAAAGGAAGAAGAUACGCCCCUCGAAAAGCCUCGAAACCAGAGACGAAAGUCCAAAUGGGACGCAGGUAUGGGGCCUGGUGGACCGAUCAGCCAGUCUGCAAUCACGCCACAGCGACGACAGGAAACGCUCGGUCCUGAGGAUAGCGUCUCUGAUACACUUAACGAGAAAGAAAGCAGUCCUUCAGGUAGUGAAGAUAAGAGCGAGCCAGAUCAGCUAGAGAUGGAGGAGAAGCAAGAGCAAAAAGACAAGAUGGCUCGGCAAGAAUCGCACGAGGUGCAAGAGCCUGAAUUGGAGGUCUAUGAGGAAGACAAUGAGAUGAUAGUCGAAGAUGAAGAGGGCAACGUAGUGGGCGUGCACAAGAUCACUAGCAAAUCUGAUGCAGAAAAACAAGCGUAUCUCGCGGAAGAUGAGAAGAAGGUGCGGGACGAUCGUAGCGGCCAGUUUGCCAAAGGCAAAUUUCAUCCACACGAGAGAGAUGAAGGCAGUGAUAUAGAAGAGCAGAUCGAAGAGAGUGUAGGGUGGAAGAAGCUGUCGAAGAAGUUAGGUGCGUGGGACGGCUUCAAGAAAGCGAAGAAAGAGGAGGGCGAAGUUGCCAAGCCCCAGGAACCACCUCAGCCAGAACGAAAGCAGGCGCAAGCGGCUCAUGCGUACCAAUUUGGCCAGACACUUAUUGUCGAAGACGAAGACGGAGAGGUCAUCAGGAAGAUCGAUCUCCGAGAUCGAGCUAAACAGAACAAUCGCGCUGGGCUUAGAGGCGGCGUCCAAGACGGGCCCCAUCACUUCGACACAGCUCCUAUGCGCCAAGGUCUUCGCAAAAUGAGCGAAUGGGCAGGAAUGGGCCGCUCACGAGCCGGAGACGGCGGUGUUGACGCUUCACAAGCCGGCGAAGUCAGCAAAGCGAAGAAGCCUAAAGCUGACGAGGAUCCUAACGAGGAUCGCAUCCGCUUUACGGUUGGCACAGGAGGGCGCCGCAUGAGCAAACAAGAAUUUGUUGAGCAGCUUCAACAGCUAGACCCCAAAACUCGGCGACAAGUGGUUGAACAAUCUGACGCUCCUCGCGAGGUCAAAGACGAAGUCCAGGCUGAUGCAGCGCAUGAAGCUCGCGGUGGUGAGAGCGCGAUGCGUCCACGCUCUGGAUCGAGGAAACAAAGCACUCCGCUUAUCACUCCGUCCAAGCCAUUAGUCCCAGUACCUGAGCAGCCCAUGGACGAGGAUGGGGAGCCAAUGCCAAUAAUCCACCGCAUUGACACAGCGAUUGACCCCAACGCCAAUACAAGCAAAGAAAGUGUCGCAGCACCCUCUACCAUAGGAGAAGAAGUCCCCACCCACGACGUCAGCCAGACCAUCAAACGCCGCACAGCUCACAUCGAGGAAACAGCAGCCGAAAGACGGCGCAGACUAGCUUCGCAAGACCGGGAUGAGGACUCCGAAGACGACGGCACAGAGCGCGUGCCUCCCUUCAUGCAAGGCAGAGGAAGAUCGUCAUCUGGCAAGAGCAUUACUGGAGGAAGUGGUGGUGGGGGCGAAACAGCCGCUGAGAGACGAAGACGAAUCGCGGCGCUUGCGGGCGCCGAAAGUAGCGACAGUGAAGAUGAUGGAGGCGAGAGGGAGCCGCAGCGCACAGGGCAUAAGCCGGUCGCGGAGCCGAGUCGGAUACGGUUUGCGGAGCAAGGAGGUGCGGGGUCGACGUCGCAGGGACGGAGUGUGCAGUGGGGCGAGGCAGUCAGGGGUGGGGACAAGGGAAAAGAGGGGGGAAGAAGAGGUGGUGAUGAGGUAGUGGGGAGGGAAGGAGGUUUACGGUUGUGCAUCUGGUGGGCUGUUGAAUCUGUUAUUAUGGUUUGGGUGGGAUAG